UUGUCGCGUAGUCACGUGUCAGGCAUCCUCAGUCUAGCAUGGGCACGGUCCCAGGGCGCGGAUUGUUCCACACGCGUGCAAGCACGACCAUGACCACAAUGAACAUAUGGCGGCCUCCGACAAAUUUGGCAUUUAUACAUACAAGCUAUCGCAACCUGACGGCUCUAUUCAUACGCUCCAGCACGACAGGUGGAGACACCAAGUAUAACGUCUGCGCGCGCUCCAGUAGGCAUGCCUGGAAUGGAUCAUCAUACUAGAACAAACCAUGGCUCACCCUCUGAGUCAACAGCGCCUGGCUAACAACUAACGACCGUAUCGCAUCUGCUGAAGAAUACAGCAUAGACUUUGCAGAUACUCUGACAGGAAUCUAGUCCUCUUAUUCUCUUCGCAGAGCUACCACAAUGUCGCGAACACGGCACGAACACGCGAGCGAUAACCUUCGAGAUGUCUCCCAAACCAGCCCAGCGCACGCAGCGAGCGAGACAAUACACACCUCAGAGUCUUCACAUACCUUAGUAGUCCCUGAUCCCACGGAUCUUCGCAUCAUCGGCCGCGGCACGUGCGGCACCAUUUACACGUCGACAAGUCCCUCCACAGUCGCAUACAAGAUUGGUCGGGAUCGAGACGCCCUGUGGAAUGAUAUAUGGCUCACAGCCCGCGUCCAUCGGGCGUUGUCGGGCCCUGACGUGGACGCGUGGGGAGAAUCCAAGCUCCAGGUGCCGGCCAUCAAGGGCUGGGUAGCAGAUGAAGCCAAAGAGUGCUUCUGGGCAGACUACGCCCGCUUUUUCCCGGAUUCUCACGCCAGAGAGACGACGCCGUUCGUCUUUGCUCUUUCCCUUAUCCCCACGAUAGGUCCGGAGACUGGACAGGCUCUGCUAUGGCGUUACGAUCCCACCACCUCAAGAGGUGCGGUACUUGCGAAUCCAGAGAACGAUUUCUGUCUCAUACGACCAUAUCUUGCACUGGCAACUCGCAAGGACGAGCCUUCGUGCAGAUCAGACAACCUGUAGAACUUUCCUUUUACAAGGGAGGACUUCAGGUCGUUCCCACUCGACAGCUCCUGGUGGUUCAAGCACAUGGUGGAGGAAAUGGCCACUGGACUAGCCAUCAUAUACUGGCAUGCCAAUGUGGACGGAAUGGAUAUCGAGUUUGUACUCGGUGGGAGAGCUACUUGGGAUGAGACACAAACCGAUGUCGCCGACGAUGUCGACACCUCCGGACCUUUCUUUUCCUCCCUACUGCAGCAUAGAAUUACACUCGCGACCCAGGCUCUAAAUCCAGGCUCGAUUAGCCACAGCUACCGCGGUAUGCGUCUCUACGUCCUCGAUUUCGACAAAGCCUCGCUUGUUUCGUUUGAUCAGCCCGAAGCUGCGAUAGAGCGACUAGUCACAGCGGUGACCUGUAACGAUCCAUACUUUCCCGAUCCGAAUGCUACAACGGGUGAAGACUUGAAGCUAU
Messenger RNA from Alternaria rosae, 1458 nucleotides. RefSeq lists its product as uncharacterized. The coding region runs from base 402 to 1010 and encodes 202 amino acids. The record is from RefSeq and is a predicted model, not a curated record. NCBI's taxonomy places the organism in Eukaryota, Fungi, Ascomycota, Dothideomycetes, Pleosporales, Pleosporaceae. The transcript has a single exon.